AUGGACAAGAACGACCUGGUACAGAAGGCUAAGCUGGCCGAGCAGGCCGAGCGCUACGACGACAUGGCGGCGGCGAUGAAGGCGGUGACGGAGCAGGGCGGCGAGCUCUCCAACGAGGAGCGCAACCUGCUGUCGGUGGCCUACAAGAAUGUGGUGGGGGCGCGUCGCUCCUCCUGGCGCGUCAUCUCCAGCAUCGAGCAGAAGACCGAGGGCAACGAGAAGAAGCAGCAGAUGGCCCGUGAAUACCGGGAGAAGAUUGAGGCCGAGCUGCAGGACAUCUGCAAGGAUGUGCUGGUGAGAGAGAGAGCGAGAGCUUGCUAGUCUAUGGGCCCCCAUCGCUUUUAAAGGAGUCCCUUGAUGCUAUGGGGACAGGUGAUAUAAUGUGACACGGGCUGGAGUUCUAUUCAUUUAGAGUCCAGGCAAUUAGGGAAUGUUUUUGGAAGUGGAAAUUGUAAAUGGGAAAAUGCCCUAUUUACACAACAGGCAUUUUUCCUUUAGCGUGAAUGUGAGCUGGAAUUAAUUUGACCCCAAAGCAAGGUUGCAGAGCAUCAUCUAUUUUUGGUUCAUCUUUUGUUUGGUCCUGUGUGUUGAAAGGGUGGAGUUGACUGACACCCAAUCUACCCCUUUUCUUGGUUUUAGGCACUCCUCGACAAUUAUCUCAUUGCCAAUGCGACUCAGGCAGAAAGCAAGGUGUUCUACCUUAAAAUGAAAGGUGACUACUACAGAUAUCUGUCUGAGGUGGCAUCUGGAGACUCAAAGAAGAGUAAGUAGAUCUCUGUCCUAUGAAGAAGCUUCUGAGUCACAUUGUGUUGCCAAGAACCCAUCAUUGUUAAUCGGCCGCUUUUCCUCAGCCUCUGAUUAUCAUGGAAAUAAGCAAAACCUCAAUUUUUAUAAUCUGCUGCUUGCACUGCUUUUUAAGACUUAAGUGGUAUCAUCAGUGGCCUGAUUUGAUGUCCACAUAGUACAUAAUAUCUAGACAAUGUUCAAUCAGUAUCCAUUAUACAGGAGAUGCGCUGUGAAAUGAAACAUGAAUUCUCUUCAACAAAAGCAUGAUGAGUGAAUACCGUUAAUUCAUUGGGCCUCUUCUCUCCCCAUCACAGCCACAGUGGAGAACUCCCAGCAGGCCUACCAGGAGGCAUUUGACAUCAGCAAGAAGGACAUGCAGCCGACACACCCCAUCAGGCUGGGCCUCGCUCUCAACUUUUCCGUCUUCUAUUACGAGAUCCUCAACUCCCCCGAGCAAGCCUGCAGUUUGGCGAAGGCGGUGGGGCAACUUUAUACACACUCUCUCACGCACGUUCCACCAUCACACUGCAGUGCCUGCGUGAUACAGAAGGAGCCUUUUUUGGCCUCCGAAUCAAUACGAAGUGCAAACAUGCCCCUCCUGCUCAGCUUUUUGACACAAACCUGCUUGUUAACACCGGUGCUCGUGCUGUUGGCAUUUGCCAGAUAUUUAAAUGAAAAAUAGACGUUGUGAUGGAUGGUGCUUUGUCAUCUGGAGUACCAAGUGUCAAUUGGUAUUCCCUUUUAGGGGUAAUGCGUUUAAAAAGUGUUGUGGCAUUUUAGGUUGUGGUUUUCUGGGUCUUAUAAAACACGUUUUUUUUCUCCAUAUACCUGUUUUCCCUCUAGGCUUUUGACGAAGCGAUCGCUGAGCUUGACACCUUGAACGAGGACUCUUACAAAGACAGCACCCUGAUCAUGCAGCUACUAAGGGACAACCUCACUGUAAGUGCUUACCGACAAUACACGCCUUGCCAACGUAAUGCCAUUCAAAUGCAUUAUCGUUCGAUACACUUGGAACUAAAUGCCUCGAGUGUAUGAAUCCAAUGAAUUCAAUGUUUGGGUUUGUUUUUUCUCCCUCCUCUGCAGCUGUGGACAUCAGAAAACCAGGGUGACGAGGGGGAUGCCGGUGAAGGGGAGAACUAAAGGCGUUGCACAUCACUGUUAAUCCACCCACACUCUUCUCUCUUCUCUUACACAUAUACAGCCCGUACAUCCCUGCUCCAUCCAGCCCCCUCCCUUUCUGUAUGACAAGCAGCAUGAAUUGUACCUGACCUACCAGUUGUGCCCUUUCUCAGAUAUACUCAGAGUCAACAGGGGUUACCUGUUGUUAACAAGCAGAGUAUUGUUUUGUGAGGAUAAAAUAAAACUAAAUUUACCCGGUUGAGUGGCAAGGCCAUUCCCUCCUCCCCCUCUCCCUCCCUUUUGAUUCCCUUCUAACAUUUCAUAAAGAUAUGUUCUUUCACCUAGCAAGAUAUGCAUUUAUAGUGUCCCUUUUUUGCUUUGCUAGUGUACUGGCGAUUGCUGGUUUUUAUUCAAAAAAGGUAAUUAAACUGUCUGUUUAUUUUCAACAAACACUGUGAUGCUUAGUUUUUCUCCACAUAAUCACAAAUAAAUUCUGGUCGCUAAAAUUCAGGACUGUAUGGUUUGAGUAGCAGUGCAAUUCUGCUGUGGCCUCAUAGAGAAUGGUAUGAGGUUGUAUUGUGACACUGACUAACAUGCAUAUUGCUGUGUAUUGUUCAUUUUAUUUUGGAUCUGGAACUAAAUGAAUAAAAGGGACCCUAGGUUUUGCCAUUCAAUGUCUGUCCAGCUGAAAAUAAAAAAAUAACAUUCCAUUAAAACCUAACAUUAAAGGUAGACUCAGUGAAAUAACGUUGCCACGUGCAGCACUGCAGAUAUUGCGACGAGCGAGAUUCAAUACUUUGGUCUUACACAGUCACACGGUAUCUGCGCAUGCGCACAGGUUUGCUUCACGUUGUUAGAGCGUGGUAGGUACGGGACCAAAACAGAUUAAAAGUUGAGCUCCUGCUUCAACACUCUUAGUUGUUGCGGAAAUAGACCCACUUUGCUGUUUACUUUCUGCAUCUACGUCAUUUCGCUGAGUCUACCUUUAAAAUGAUAUACCUUUUCUUAACAAACCGGAGCAUUCUCCUAAUGUUAUGUACUAGAACAGUUGACAUAAAGGUUUGACAUUAGUACAAUGAUACUCGUUUGUUCUUAAAUGUAACUUUUUUGCUUUGCGUAAUAAUGACUUACACUUUGGUUCAAAACUGUAAAUUUUUAGAGGUAAAUAUAAAUCUGUCUUCAAUUUUGUUAACCUGCUUGCAAAGAAACACCUUAAAGCCGUUAUGUUGAACUUUUACAUCUUGGUUAUUAAAGCCUAUCUUGAAGGCCUUAUGCUGACAGUCCAAACUGACCAGUCAAAAGUUGUUUCCUUUAUGAAAUGAUAUCUACGAGAAUGCAUGCUCUUGCCCACGAAGAGUGUGUAAGCAAGUCCCCUAAUGUAAGUUGUGUAUCAAAGUCCGAGAUGGCAUUGAUGCCUUUGUUUUGUGUAUCUCCAGACUUAAGGGUCUAUCAGAGGAGACCAUCUUGUAGUGGAAUGCAGUCAGUGGAUGGGUUAGAUUCUGGAGCAGUGCAAGGACCUUGUAGAAGUAGCUGAAUUCACUCAGUGUCACAAUACCUUGUCAUCACCAUAACAUUCCACUUAGGUGUUGAAUUCAUCUGUUUCAGUAUGUCUUGCUGAAGACAAUGUUUCAUGCACUGAAGAAAAAUCUCCCCCUUAGCUGAAUAAAUGGCAGUUAUUCUACGCUUGAUAAAAAAAAAAUUCAGUAGUGAAUGUGAAACCGAGCCUGUCUGUAUAUCUGGUAUCUCCAAUCGCUUUAUUUUUACUGACCAGUAUUCUGCCUAAAGUUUGCUUCUGUGAUGGUUUAUAUUGCUUAGCGCGCACGUGGUUGUGAAAAUGUAGAAUAGCAUUUAAAAAAACACAAAUACACAAAAAAACAACCCUGGUUAUUGACGUAAUACUAUAUUUGUGUAUGUCUUUUAAAACAGUUCUAGUUUCACCCUACAUGUUAUCAGGAAAGUGUAAAAGACAAUUUAAAGUGAAAUAAAAGUUUUAUCAGUUCCAAA
Messenger RNA from Coregonus sp. 'balchen', 3909 nucleotides. NCBI's taxonomy places the organism in Eukaryota, Metazoa, Chordata, Actinopteri, Salmoniformes, Salmonidae. The record is from the annotation of a GenBank genome assembly.